AUGUCGUCUAAUCCUGCUGGCGAAUGGUGUUUAAUUGAAAGUGAUCCUGGAGUUUUUACCGAGCUCAUUAAAGGAUUUGGUGUUCAAGGUGUACAAGUAGAAGAACUGUACAGCCUGGAUCCUGAAAGUUUUGAAAGAAUUAAACCUGUUCAUGGAUUAAUCUUUCUGUUCAAGUGGUUUCAAGGUGAUGAGCCAGCUGGAACAAUCGUACAAGACAGCCGUCUAGAUAAGAUCUUUUUUGCAAAGCAGGUGAUAAACAAUGCUUGUGCAACUCAAGCCAUUUUAAGUGUACUUUUAAAUUGCAAGCAUCAGGAUAUGAAAUUGGGAAGUAAUCUGUCUUCAUUUAAAGAAUUCUGUCAAACAUUUGAUGCCACCAUGAAAGGUCUUACAUUAAGUAAUUCAGAAAUAAUCAGAGAAGUUCAUAAUAGUUUUGCUAGGCAACAGAUGUUCGAGUUUGAUUCUCGGCAACCUAACAAAGAAGAAGAUGUUUAUCAUUUUGUUGCUUAUGUCCCUAUAGAUAAUAGAUUGUAUGAACUUGAUGGCCUGAAGGAUGGACCAAUUGAUCUGGGACCAAUACCAACAAACAGUGAUUGGUUGGAAGUAGCUCGACCUGUGAUAGAAAAACGAAUACAGAAGUAUAAUGAAGGAGAAAUUCAUUUUAAUUUGAUGGCAAUCAUCACUGACAGAAAGAUGCUAUUAGGAAAGAAAAUCGAUGAAUUAUUAGCUCGAAUUGAUACUACUAGACUAUUGGAAGCAGAAGAGCUCCAAACUGAGGUUAAUAAACUGCAUAUUCAAAUGACAGAAGAAGAAUCAAAACAGAAGCGAUAUAAACUUGAAAACAUUCGAAGGAAGCAUAAUUAUUUACCACUUAUAAUGGAGCUUCUAAAAAUAUUAGCAGAAGAAGGAAAACUUGUACCAUUGAUUUCUGCCGCUAAACAAAAAGUUGAAGAAAGGAGGAAAGAAAAGGAAAAGAAGACUGAACUGAAAGCAAAUAAACAAUAAACUUUUUGAAGAAUCUCAAAUGGAACUCAGUCCGAAAGACAUCUAACAUCAAGUCAUCAUAUUUUAUAUUUUCAAGGACUAUUUCACUAUUUCUUUUGUACAUUGGCCAUUGCUGAGUUAUGGAGCGUCCAAUUUCCAGGUGUGUCAAAAGAAGCUGAAGUCCGUAAUCUGCAGCAGUUUGUUCCCAUUGGAGUCCUAAGCUUAAUAUUUUGCCUAAAAUAAAACAGAUUCUUUAUGAUAAAACUGAAGUGUAUUUGUAAGCUAAUACA
Molecule: messenger RNA, 1271 nt
Organism: Uloborus diversus
Lineage: Eukaryota; Metazoa; Arthropoda; Arachnida; Araneae; Uloboridae
Gene: Uch-L5
Product: ubiquitin carboxyl-terminal hydrolase isozyme L5-like
Exons: 12
Coding region: 1-1002 (333 amino acids)
Biological process (GO): protein deubiquitination; ubiquitin-dependent protein catabolic process
Cellular component (GO): cytoplasm
Molecular function (GO): cysteine-type deubiquitinase activity
Source: RefSeq, a predicted model, not a curated record